UCGUCAUACCUUGGAGGUUUCGACAUUAGCCGUCGGGGAAAACAUCGCUAAGAAAGAAGGAGUCAGAGUAUUUUAAAGAUUUGGUGUCAUGGAAAUGUGAAUUACUCUUGGAGAGGAGCUCAACAACUCAGUACUUUUGGUGAAAUUGAACGUGAUACAACUGUUGAACAAUACAGAUUUAGCCAGAUGACCUAGUGUUGUGAUUUCCGAUAGCGGUGCAAGUGCUGACGGCUGGGCAUUACUGAUUUACAUGCUUCAAAUAACUCGACACAUAAAACCUAAAGAGGAACCAGGAGCAUCAACAAAUUAUCCACCUCACAAUAGCUUACAGAACGACGGCUCCUUCUGAAAGACUUUGUUCCUGAAAUACAGGCUUCGACUUACGCUGUAUCCUGGAAAAAGAAACUGCUAAAACUGCUAAACAAAAGUUCUCAGUGGUGAACUGUUGUGUAGUUUAAACGGUUUUCAAGUAGGUUUGACUGAUUUUUGACUGUCGACACCUUGCUCUGUUAAAAUCAUGUCCAACAGCACUAUUCAACCUACAGCCAGUGAAGUGGAACUAGAGGAUAAAGUGAAACCGGCCUUCUACGCGGUAGCUUUUGUACUGGGACUUUUGGGCAACUUUUUAGUGAUUAUCAUCGUAGUAGCCAGACGAAAUCGUCGAACAGCAAAUGACAUAUUUAUCCUGAACCUGGCCAUAAGUGACCUAGUAUACCUGUUUGUCUGCCUUCCAACAAACGUCUAUAUGAUGUUUGCAGACAUUCAGUAUGACCUGUACUGCCGUUUAAUUUGGCCUUUAAUGACUGUCACUGUCAAUCUCAGCAUCUUCACUCUCACAUCCAUGGCUGUUUUUCGGUGUUAUGUCAUUCUGUACCCUUUUAAGGCCGAGAUGCGUCAUCGCUACGUUCUUCUUUGGAUCGUGGGAAUUUGGUUUCUUGGCCUCCUUCUUGUGCUCCCGUUACUACUCGUGACAAAACCGAAGCUGGCGGAGCCACAAGGGUGUACAGAGGUUUGGCCUUCCCCUCAGUACAGGCAGGCCUACACAGCCAGCCUUUUCGUACUUCAGUUCAUGCUGCCACUGACCAUUAUUGCUGUUGCAUAUGUUCGUAUCGGCCUCGAUCUGGUGCGUCAAGGUAGACACCAGGUUCCACAUCACGCGGCACAUCAAGAAAGAAGAAGAGAGAAUAUGCAAGUGAUUAAAACAUUAGCAACAAUCGUGAUCUUAUUUGCUAUUUGUAUGCUGCCUGCUCAGCUUGCCUGGCUUCUUCACGACUUUGCUUAUGAAGAUAACAAAAGCUUGGUAGGUUUCCUGUUCAGCUUCUCUCCCUCACUACUCUAUUUCCACAGCUGUUUGAAUCCAAUUGCUUAUGGCACGCUCACUAAGCACUACCGGCGUGGUUUCAUCCGAUUUUUCUCUUACGUUUUCUGCUGCGGCUUCAUAAGCUUGCUCAGAAGGAACUCAGCUACAAGUCACUUGGGCUUAAACAAGAUGUGUGCAACUUGGGGAAAGAGAAAGACGGACAGUAGCAGCAGUAGUGAGUUUUGCCAACGAAACAAUAACACGGAGGUAGCCUUACUACAGGAGGAACUAUUAAAAGAUAAUGGACCAGAAAAUGUUUCGCAAGGAAAACUGGAAAAAGAAACAGUUGUUUAAGUCAAACAUGCACAUUUACCUUACGAAGUAUAACACAGAUUAAAAUAUCGCAGUAAAAUUCCAAAAUAUCCCUAAACAUAUGAUUGCAAAGACAUUUACUGAGUAUAUUUUUGUUAAAAAAAAGAAAGGGAG
Molecule: messenger RNA, 1786 nt
Organism: Pocillopora damicornis (cauliflower coral)
Lineage: Eukaryota; Metazoa; Cnidaria; Anthozoa; Scleractinia; Pocilloporidae
Product: RYamide receptor
Biological process (GO): G protein-coupled receptor signaling pathway
Cellular component (GO): plasma membrane
Molecular function (GO): G protein-coupled receptor activity
Source: RefSeq, a predicted model, not a curated record